GCCCAAGAAUGGGCAAACUUAAGGACCACGAGGCCCAAACAAAGCCCGGUCACCAAAGGCCCGAAGGGAAGGAGAUGGAUCAGCUCGACCUCAUCCACACGUUGGAACCUAAGCGUGGGAGGGACACGAACCCGCUGGUCAAGCCGCCACAGAACUUCGCCGGCCGGAAAGUCAUCAACGGAGGCUCUAAUCGGCAUGUUCCACCGGAAACACACCGGAAACAGGAACCCGGAAUUAGAGACACCACUAACGACGAGAGGAACUUAGCACAACACCGACAGAAUAGAUCUUCGCCGGAAGCUCUUAAACCACCGGAAACCAAGAGGGUGAAGGAAGCUCCAAGAAACAGAACCUCCCAAAAUCACCAAACCAUAUUAACGCUGUCGAUCUAGACAAGGACAGAUCUAUGCUUUAUAAACGGGAUUCAAUUGCAUGUCCUCAAUCACAGAAGAUUGAUGAUAGAAUGAAUCUUAAAGCUCAAAAGCAUAGAUCAGGCAAGAAGAAAACAAAUCCGAGAUUAACCCGGAGCAAAGCCGGCCGAAACCACCGGAGGGGAAGGUGGAUCGCCAGAGUCAAAAGCCGGCGACCACAUCCUGAGAAAGGAUGAGCCCCAGAGUCAAAAGCCGCACAAUCCAUCCCUUGAAAGGCAAACGGAUGUCGGAGACGAUCCUGACGGAAGGGAAGCUGACCGCCGUACACGAACCGGCAUCAAGCGAAGACACCGACUCUCAUCUCAAUCUCCUCCCUGUGAAAAGUAUGAAAGAGAGAACAGAGAGGGGAGAGAGAGAGCCCUCUAUGCUUUGUUAUAUCUGAACAUUACGAACACUACAAUUUCAUUUUAAUAAGUCACAGUCAGUUCUUGACUAGUCAAAGGACCGAAUGACCAAGGAAGUUUCUUUCAGCAUCUUGGUCUUGGCCUAUGAUGUUCUCACGUAUCGCAUUUUAAUUUGUCACAUAUAAAAAUAUCACCAGAACAUAUAUAGAAAACUAAAAAUUUCAUAGUACCCACAUAUUCCAUGCGCAUCGUAAUUAUUCAUGUUAAAGGAAAAUAUCUUACUAUAAUUUUUCGUUUUUUUUUUGUUUCUAUUUAGCAAACUUUACCAUAUAUUGGUUUUCAUGGUAUUCUAGUAACAUGCGAUCCAACUACUUCUUACUAUUAACUGAAAGACAUUCCAAACUUGGAUCAUCCAUUCUAAAGUACUAAAUUCAUUUUUCUCAAAAAAUCAAAAGUAACCAAUCAACCCAUAAAACAUAUCAAAAAUGUUUAAGAAAAAGAUUUUUUCCUAUAGUUUUAUAAUAUUGUAUUUAUCUAGCAAACUUUUCCAUAUAAUUUUAUGGUAUAUAAUCCAAUAAUUCUAUAUCCGUUUAAAUAUUUUACAAAGUCCAUGCUAAUCCGAUAAUUCUAUAUUCAUUUUAACUUUUCCAAAAGUCCAACGAGAAAAUCACCAUUAUAAAAAUGAAUAACAUACUAGUAUAUAUCUGAGCAUCAUCCUCAACGUCAUCGUCACUUUCAAUCGUCCCACCUUUUAAAACCCCCUUAAAAGUCUCCGAACACCUUCUCUCUAAAACAAAUCCUCUCUCUCUCUCUCUGAUCUGAUUCGAUAUGGGUUUUAGCAAAGAAGAGAUUAGCAAAAGCACAAGGUUCUGGUCUUCCCUAUGGAGAGGCAUCAAAACUGUAUUCGUUCUGUUCACAAUGUUCCUCUCUUUCCUCCUCGUCUCUGCUCCGAUCUUCCUCGCCGUCGCCGACGCUCUCCUCCCUUCCGCCCUCCUCCACCGCCUCUCCUCGCCAGCGAAUCUCUCUUCUCAUCUCACCAACUACGAUUUCCGUCACUCCCUCAUCGAUAUUCCAUUAAUCUCCAUCGUUAGAUCCGCCGUUAUACUCUGUGUUUACGGGCUUUGCGACGGACCCAAGCUGUCGAGAGGUCCGUAUCUGACAAUAACGAUGAUUUGCUCUGUUUCCUCUCUGAUCUACGUUUCGUUAAAAGCGGCGUUUGUGUUCGGCGAGCCGGCGAACGGAGACGGCGGAGGUAGUUACUUCAGAGCGGCGGAAGUGGCUCUGUUUCUCUGCUCGUCGGUUUUAGCCAUCGGUCACAUAGUUGUGGCGUAUAGAACAAGUUGUAAAGAGAGGAGAAAGCUCCUCGUCUUCAAAAUCGACAUUGAAGCCGUUUCUGCAUGUAAAAACGUAUACCCGAGAUACCAAAAGAUCCUCCAACAAGAGAGGCUCAAGUAGAAACGUAUAUCAAGAGGCUCAACACUACUUGUAAAUAUACCUAUAUACACACAUGACACGUACCGUUAAAUAUGUAAAUAUAAAAAUAUACGACGUCUAAAUGUAGCUUCUUCACUGCCUUUCGGUCAACUUCUUCGCUUUCAAGUUUUCAGGCAGAUCCAAAGGAUAGUCUGUAAAGGCGGGAGGAACAGAUAGAGAGUGGAGAGCUAACAUCACCUAAUGAUCUUCUAUUCUUAUUUAAUGUAAGACAACUCCGAUGAAAUGGCAGUUGUUAGCCUUAAUAUUAGAUUAGUUAGGAAGAUUUGUAUAUAAUAUAGUUUUGUUUGUUUUUGUACUAACCUAGAGUUCAUCAAUGAGAAAAGAAGCCCAAGGCAUCUUUUUCUUAUUUCUCUCCUCUGUGUAUUGUCUGGAACUUUUUGGUUUUAAUACGUGUUUUGUAAUUGUAAAAAGAUGUGUUAUGUCCGCGUGAUUGCCUUUAUGCGUCAUCAAAUUUCUAAAAUAAUCUUAAAGCAA
Brassica rapa (field mustard) is the source of this 2743-nucleotide messenger RNA. RefSeq lists its product as uncharacterized. The record is from RefSeq and is a predicted model, not a curated record. NCBI's taxonomy places the organism in Eukaryota, Viridiplantae, Streptophyta, Magnoliopsida, Brassicales, Brassicaceae.